Messenger RNA from Vanessa tameamea, 3950 nucleotides. RefSeq names its product suppressor of hairless protein (gene Su(H)). NCBI's taxonomy places the organism in Eukaryota, Metazoa, Arthropoda, Insecta, Lepidoptera, Nymphalidae. Bases 627 to 2129 code for a protein of 500 amino acids. Gene Ontology annotation, biological process: regulation of transcription by RNA polymerase II. Gene Ontology annotation, molecular function: DNA-binding transcription activator activity, RNA polymerase II-specific; RNA polymerase II cis-regulatory region sequence-specific DNA binding. Gene Ontology annotation, cellular component: nucleus. The record is from RefSeq and is a predicted model, not a curated record. The transcript has 4 exons.
UACUCGAUUUUAUUCGCGCGCGUGUAAUCGACAACACGCUUGCACAUCACUCUGUGUCUAUGGCUCUCCUCUCCUUGACAGUUCAUAUUUUUAGCGUUGUCGUAUCGUAUUUAUACUCGAAUAAACAUAAGUUUUAAUAAACUUUUCAUAAGUAAAAUCAAACUCGUUUUACCCUAAAUAAUUAUUAGAUGACAAGAAUGCUGUAUAUAUAUUUAAUAAUAAAACGCAAUUCAAGAAACAUUAUAUGGACUAUCUGAAAAUUCUACCAACGAACAGGUGUUAUUGAAUGACUGUGUGUUAGAGUUCCCAUCGUAAUUAUUUAUUUAUGGUGAUGUGAAUAAUACAAGUGUAUUGCUAUUGAUCGAUCCAAAUACGGAAAAACUCAAGUGUGUUAAGCCCUAAAAUAUACAAAUAGAAAAAGUGUCAAAGUAUAUAAACAGGCUCAAACUUCGUCUCGACAAGAAAGACGCUAACAACUUCAGGAUUUUGUUUACACGAUGUUUUUUGGUUCUAAAGUAAUAUUCUAUCAACAAAGAUAAGGAUUCAAAAGAGGCACCAUGUGCAGAUGUUAUCACAGUUUAUACAUUAUAAUGUUUAAAUCAAGGUGAGAGUACGCCGUGGCGAGCAUGCCUCACCAGUACGGCGCGGGCGCGGGUGGUAUGGGCGGGGGUCCACCGUCGCCGCCGCCGCAACACGGCGCGCUGUACCCGCGCUACGCCGCCGCCGCGGGCCCCGGCGCCGGCGCCUACCGCCCUGAAGAGCGUCGAUUGACACGCGAAGCCAUGGAACGAUACCUUCGCGACCGCUCUGAUAUGGUCGUAGUCAUUUUACAUGCAAAAGUUGCUCAAAAAUCAUAUGGAAAUGAGAAGCGUUUUUUCUGCCCUCCACCAUGUAUAUAUUUAUUUGGUGAUGGCUGGCGGCUUCGGCGUGAGCGUAUGUUACGGGAAGGUGAGACUGAGCAGGCAUCUCAGUUGUGUGCAUUUAUUGGUAUUGGUAACUCUGACCAAGAUAUGCAACAGCUGGACCUAAAUAAUGGCAAGCAAUACUGUGCUGCAAAGACAUUGUACAUAUCAGACUCAGACAAACGUAAACAUUUCAUGCUAUCCGUUAAAAUGUUUUAUGGUAAUGGUCACGAUAUCGGUAUUUUUAAUAGUAAAAGAAUAAAAGUAAUAUCAAAACCAUCGAAAAAGAAACAAUCACUAAAAAAUGCUGAUCUGUGUAUUGCUAGUGGAACCAAGGUAGCUCUAUUUAAUAGACUAAGAUCACAAACUGUAUCAACAAGGUAUUUGCAUGUUGAAAAUGGAAAUUUCCAUGCAUCCUCCACCCAAUGGGGGGCAUUUACGAUUCAUUUGCUCGAUGACAAUGAAAGUGAGUCGGAGGAGUUUGCAGUGAGGGAUGGAUAUGUUCACUAUGGUUCUACUGUGAAACUUGUAUGUUCGGUGACAGGGAUGGCUUUACCUAGGCUUAUUAUUCGUAAGGUUGACAAACAAAUGGCUCUUCUAGAAGCAGAUGACCCUGUGUCACAGCUACAUAAAUGUGCCUUCUACAUGAAGGAUACAGAACGCAUGUAUCUGUGUCUUUCUCAAGAGAGAAUCAUACAGUUCCAAGCUACUCCAUGUCCAAAAGAGCCAAAUAAAGAGAUGAUAAAUGACGGAGCCUGUUGGACAAUUAUAUCCACGGAUAAGGCAGAAUACCAGUUUUACGAAGGAAUGGGUCCAGUGAGGUCACCCGUAACACCAGUUCCGUUGGUCCACUCGCUGAACCUUAACGGUGGAGGUGACGUUGCGAUGUUAGAGUUAGCUGGAGAUAAUUUCACACCAUCAUUGCAAGUCUGGUUCGGAGACGUGGAGGCGGAGACCAUGUAUCGUUGCGCUGAGUCCAUGCUGUGUGUCGUGCCGGACAUCUCGCAGUUUAGGGGACAGUGGCUCUGGGUUCGACAGCCGACACAGAAUACUUCAUUCCAGGUGCCCGUGUCACUGGUGAGGAACGACGGCAUCAUCUACGCGACGGGGCUGACGUUCACGUACACGCCGGAGCCCGGGCCGCGGCCCACGUGCCCGCCCGUCGAUGACGUCAUGCGGCCCGACGCCUGGCACGACGCGCACCGCCUGCCCGACGCGCUGCAGUAGCCGAACGCCACCCGUCACUCCGCCGCCGACGCGCGUACACGAUCCAUCGACUCUGCAGCCGACAUUAACUCGACUAUUCAUAUUUUAAUACGCUCGAAAGGAAUCACUAUGAAACACGAACGUUUGGAAUUUAUUUUGUCAUCGGAUUAACGACAAAUUAUUAAUAAUCGAGUUAAUGAGCUGAUAAUACAUUGUUGGUAGGAUUUUUCUCAUUUAAAGACCAAAGACGUGGACUUCGGCGAAUUGAAACGAAUUGAGAAUAGUGGUAUAGCGAUGCUUAUAAGUUUCGAUAGUGCCUGUACAGUAGCAUGUUCCUCGACGACCGCUCUGUUUGACUUCGCAGAAACAUAGCGAGUCAUCUAAUGACAUUCGAUUGACACACGACGAUGUAUUUAGAUCACUGACAGUCUAUUUUGACUUCUAUUUGUACAUGGGAAGCAAUAUUAGUCAUAAUACGUACCCUUUCUCAUUUAAAAGAAAAUUUUAUUAAUUAGUCUUAUACAAUAAGAUCGUUUUUUAAGUGAAAUAAGCAGGUCGCUCGAACAUGUUACAAUCGUCAUCGAAAUAUUUAUAAACGAACCGCUUGUUUGAUUUUGAUUAAGAUUUUGUAAAAUACAACGUGUGCCUAAAAUAAUUAAGUAGAUAUUGAAUAUGUAUGCCGAGAUUAUAACACCAAAAUGCUAUUAGGUUACGGUAGCAAUUUUUAUAAUAUGCUUUGUGAAAUAUGUCACUAUUUUUUAAUUUAAUUGUAUAAUUUUAUGUGGCCACGACCGAAUGUCUUUAUUCAAAAGCAAUUGUUUCACUAUGACCAGAGUCUUAUUAUAAAUGUUUAUUUCUAUUGAAAUGUCAUAAAUUAAUUACAGGCAUAGGGUGGUUCCUAAGCAGGCGUCGUAUUUGCGCCAUUUUGAAAAAAUAUAUUAAUAAGAGAUCUCUCUGCUCUUGAAUUUAUUUCUUCGGGGCCAAAUAGCUGUAAAAUCCAUGACGAGUCAUUGUGUUUAUUAUAUUGCUAUUAAGUAUCCGUAGAUUUAUGUGUUUUGGAAAUUGGACUUUAAGUCAUAUUUGAAUAGAUCGGUGAUUCGUUUGAACGUUGGAUUAUUCAAAAGGCAACUACAAUAUUUGGGAGCUAUUCAAUAAAUACGAUAAUAGAUUAUAGAUUAUGUAAAAUACGUAAAAAUUAUCAAAGAUUUAUUUUAAUCGAGUUUGUAAACUUUCAAAGAAUUUAUUCGUUUCUACCUAAUCACCUCACUGACGACGGAAGACGAUUGUUCAUCCACUGUCACUGUAUGUAUGUACAUUACUAUUACAGGCAAUCCUAAUGAACAAAGUAGAUAAGUAGCUAGACGUAGCACAUCUUAUAAUUUUAGUAAAACAGAACGUUUGAAAUUAUAUUUAUUUUAUUGCGAAUCCUUUGUACAAUUUGUUUGGUGAAAUUUGAUGUGUAUAUUAAAAAGUGUGAUUUCGAACAUUCCACAUGGAAAGUGUAAUAAGUACAAAAGAAUAUGAUAUUUUUAUAUAAAAAAAAAAAAUAAAAAUAAAGAAAAAAUAAAGGAAAUUGUUUUAUGAAAUCGGUAGUGACAGUAUUACAAGGAAUUAGUUUUAGACGCGAUUAAGAAUUACGCCGUCAAUUUAUAUGGAGUAAGCGAUAUCUCAGUUGGAGAACUAUUCGUGCAAUAUUAACAUUUUACGUUUGGUAUGUCUUCGUGUAAAGAAUCAUGUUUAAGAAUUUCUUGUUUUAAAAUCAUGUAAUUACAAUAAUGUGAUAUUAUGAAAGAGUAAUUGAUUUUAAAACGUGAAUAUUUUAGUAAAACUGAAUUUAAAUAA